CAUCCCGGCCGCUACAUCUGCAUUCCGCCGCGUCACACACACAGAACAAACCGUUCCUGGACCUUUUCUUUCACCGAAAAAAAGGACGGAUUCUUUGGCCUUUUGUGCGCUCCUUUUGUGUGAACCCGCAAACCUUGCGAUGGCUUCCUGACCUACUAAAGCAUUGUGUUUACAUGUCCUGUAAUCUCCCGGCUAACCAGAAGGGUUUUCUGUUGUUCCCGGCAGUCGAGCAGCGCUGAGGCGGUCCUGCGGCCGGGUGGGGAGUGAGUGAGAGAGAGCGAGCGCGACUUCCUCACGCCAACAUGGAGACUGGACUGGAGGACGGCAAACUUGCCGACGGCGUCCUGGCUGCCGACAACAAGGACGGUACAACAACAACCACCACAGCGGUAAACGGGACGGAGAAAAACCACCCUGAGGAAGUGACGGAGGCGGAGAAGAAGGAGGACCUGCCUGACAGAGGGAACUGGACGGGCAAACUGGACUUCAUCCUGUCCUGUGUCGGUUUCGCCGUGGGUCUGGGUAACGUGUGGAGGUUCCCGUACCUGUGCUACCAGAACGGAGGAGGCGCCUUCCUCAUCCCGUACUUCCUGACGCUGUUUUUGGCGGGAAUUCCGCUGUUUUUCCUGGAGACCAGUCUGGGUCAGUUCCUCAGCAUAGGCGGGCUGGGCGUCUGGAAAAUAUGCCCGCUCUUCAAAGGUGUUGGCUAUGCAGCCGCUGUGGUGUCCUUCUGGCUCAACAUCUAUUACAUCAUCAUCAUCGCAUGGACUCUCUACUACCUCUUCAGUUCGUUCCAGUCCGUCCUGCCGUGGGAGCACUGUGAGAACGAGUGGAACACGCCCAACUGUUUCACCAACUUCACCAUCCUCAGUAACAUGACCAAAAACGAGACCGCCAACCUGACAGACUCAACCAGGGAGUUCUGGGAACGCGGAGUUCUGCAGAUGACUGACGGCCUGCACCAGCCCGGCCAGGUCCGCUGGGAGCUGGCUCUGACUCUGCUGCUCGCCUGGAUCAUCGUCUACUUCUGCAUAUGGAAGGGCGUCGGCUGGACGGGGAAGGUUGUGUACUUCACGGCGUUGUUCCCGUACUUCGUGCUGUUCAUUCUGCUCAUCCGCGGCGUCACGCUGCCCGGAGCGUACGACGGCAUCAUGUUCUACAUCACGCCCAAGUUCGAGCGGCUUCUGGACUCUAAGGUGUGGAUCGACGCGAGCACGCAGAUCUUCUUCAGCUACGGGAUCGGGCUGGGAUCGCUGGUCGCCCUGGGCAGCUACAACCAGUACCACAACAACGUCUACAAGGACGCGUUGAUCGUGUGCACAGUCAACAGUUGCACCUCGAUGUUCGCCGGAUUUGUGGUGUUCUCUGUGGUCGGCUUCAUGGCGCAGGUGCAGGGCAAGGAUGUGGACGACGUGGCGGCAUCAGGCCCUGGUCUGGCGUUCCUGGCGUACCCCUCGGCUGUGAUCCAGCUGCCCAUCUCUCCCUUCUGGUCCAUCUGCUUCUUCCUCAUGCUGUUGAUGUUAGGACUGGACAGUCAGUUCUGCACACUGGAAGGGUUCAUCACGGCCGUGGUUGACGAGUGGCCGCACCUGUUCCGCGGCCGGAAGGAACUUUUCAUCGCAGGCGUCAGCUUCAUCUCCUACCUCAUCGGACUCUCGCAAAUCACUCAGGGAGGCAUCUACGUGUUCGAGCUCUUCAACUACUACUCCGCCAGCGGCAUGAGUCUGCUCUUCCUCAUAUUCUUCGAGGUUUUCGCGAUUGCCUGGGGAUACGGCAGUAACCGGUUCUACGACAACAUUGAGGACAUGAUAGGCUACCGCCCCAACCCGUGGUUCAAGAUAUGCUGGCUCUUCCUCACCCCCGCCGUCUGUUUGUUCACCUUCUUCUUCAGCCUAGUGCAGUACAAGCGGCUGAAGUACGUGGACUACCUGUACCCUGUGUGGGGGGAGGUGAUCGGCUGGUUCCUGGGGCUGUCCUCCAUGCUGGUCAUCCCCGGGUACGCCAUCUACAAGCUCGCAGUGACGCCUGGCACGCUCAGAGAGCGGUUCUGGGCCACAGUGCGCCCUAACUUGGACGGCGUGCUCCCGCGCAGCGCCACGGCGGAGGUCCGGUACGAGGCCGGAGUGGACGACAUCAAGCUGAAGGUUCAGCCGGCCUCCAACCCCGGACAGCCCGCCGGAGACAAGGUGGAGCACUGUAGCGCAGUAUGACGUUUCUCUCACGUGACCGUGACGUAAUCUGACCAAGCUGUGCAACUCUUGGAGGGACGCCAGUCAUAGCGACACCUGGCGAUUCUUAAUGGAGCAGCAGUUAGCCUGGAGGCAGUGAAUAUGAGAGGCGUACGGAGAUGUAUGAGGAUGGUGUAGAGAAAAUGUUAGGGCUGUUCCACUUAAACGUGUUGGAGAAGACUAGAAAGCGAAUUAAUCUUAAAAUGUUAAGAGAAACUAAG
Molecule: messenger RNA, 2449 nt
Organism: Branchiostoma belcheri (Belcher's lancelet)
Lineage: Eukaryota; Metazoa; Chordata; Leptocardii; Amphioxiformes; Branchiostomatidae
Product: sodium- and chloride-dependent GABA transporter 1-like
Exons: 15
Coding region: 303-2210 (635 amino acids)
Biological process (GO): sodium ion transmembrane transport
Cellular component (GO): membrane
Source: RefSeq, a predicted model, not a curated record